Molecule: messenger RNA, 3649 nt
Organism: Bradysia coprophila
Lineage: Eukaryota; Metazoa; Arthropoda; Insecta; Diptera; Sciaridae
Gene: DIP-zeta
Product: Dpr-interacting protein zeta
Cellular component (GO): neuron projection
Source: RefSeq, a predicted model, not a curated record
AAGAGGAAAAUAUAAUUUUUAAGUGCUGAAUACCGUCUAAGCGGCACACAGCAUCGAGAAGUGAUUGUGUGUUUAUCCAAACGCGAACAUAAAACAUACCAAAUAAAUGUGCUUAUUCGAUAUAGUGUUAAGUUGAUGGGCGUCUGGUGCUUUUAUUGGGCCCUCCUAGUGCUUUUCGCAACUGCGGGGGACUCGUCCAAUGUAUCAAAGCUUGGCAGCGGUGGAGCGGUAUCAUUAAAUGCUCUCACCGAGGAUCCAGAAUUCACAGACAUCAUCGAAAACGUAACAGUAGCCCAGGGUCGAAACGUAAAGUUUGGAUGCUCCGUUAAGAAUCUUGGAACUUUUAAGGUGGCAUGGAUGCACUUCGAACAAUCAGCUAUCCUAACUGUACAUAAUCAUGUGAUAACACGAAAUCCACGCAUCAGCGUGACUCACGACAAACACGAUAAGCAUCGAACGUGGUAUCUUCACAUCAAUAAUGUCCACGAAGAGGACAAGGGCCGAUACAUGUGCCAAAUCAACACAGUCACCGCUAAAACACAAUUUGGAUAUUUACACGUAGUUGUACCACCAAACAUAGACGAUUCCCUAAGCUCCAGUGAUGUAAUCGUACGUGAAGGCUCAAACGUUACGUUGCGAUGUCGAGCCACAGGAAGUCCAAUGCCAUCGGUUAAAUGGAAGAGGGAUGAUAAUGCCAAAAUAAAUAUAAAUAAAUCACUUGAUGUUACAGAAUGGGAUGGCGACACAUUGGAAAUAUCGAGAAUAUCCAGACUGGAUAUGGGUGCGUAUUUGUGUAUUGCUGCCAAUUCAGUGCCACCGACUGUGUCGAAACGGAUUAAAGUUAGCGUUGACUUUCCGCCAAUGCUGUGGAUUCCGCAUCAAUUAGUUGGCGUUUCGGAGGGAUUCGAUGUGACGCUGGAGUGUUUUAGCGAAGCGCAUCCGACAUCAUUAAAUUACUGGACGAAGGGUGAUGGCCAAAUGAUACAUGUAUCGCAGAAAUACAGGGAAGAGUCCAGUAUCGGUAUUCCAUCAUAUAAAACACAUAUGAAGCUUACAAUAUUCAGUGUAUCAAUGGCAGAUUACGGAAUGUACAAGUGCGUUGCUAAAAAUCCACGCGGUGAAACUGACGGCACCAUUCGACUAUACGUUUCAAACCCUCCCACAGCCAUACCGGGAACGCUAACAACGGAAACUGGUUUCGAUGUUUUCGGAUCGAAGGGAGACGACGACGAAUUGUCUUCGUCUAAUUCGGUGCACAUUUUAGAUAAAAAUUCAAAGUAUCUAUCAAAUUUAAAUGACAUCAAUAAGUCCGAACAGAAAUCAAAUGUGGACGCAUCGAAGGGGCUCGGUUGGCCGACAGAUGGUGAAGCUGGAUUAGGUAAUUGCUUAGCACAUCAUAGAAUCACGAUUUGGAUAUGUAUGCUAAUAACAUUUUUAUAUAAAUAUACAACAAAUGCAGGGUUUUAAAUAAAAUAAAAAAAUUAAAUUAAAUGAAAUGAAAAAAAAACAACAACAAGUUAUAUAUACAACAAGAAAAGCAAAAAUUACCUUAUUAUAUAGAAAAGUUGAGAAACGAAAUUAUUUAAACAAAAAAGAAAGGAAUGAGAAAACCUAUAAAAGUAUUCCACAAAUGCAAAUAAAUUCUGAGUUUGCCUUUUUUUCUGUUAUUGAAGAUGUGGUUGUUUUUAAGUAUAAAAUGAAAAUUCUUUUUUAGUUUAUGACGACGUCAGAUUAAUUUAAAACUUGUUGUUGGUUGCUCUUAAAUUAGUGUAGUGUUAUGAUCGUUUUAUAGUCGAAUAUGAAGGCCAAAUUAUCGUUUUAAAUUUUAGAAUAAAAAUGAAAGAUAAAGAUCCACAAGGUGUAUCAUUGACAAAAAAAAAUUAUUGAGUUGGUAUUAUACCCCGGUAUGGUAAGUGUGUAUUUAUGUUAAUCACAAUUUAAUGCUGCCCACUAGCAGUCACGUUAACGAAUUUGAGAACGUCCGAAUAUUAAACCGGAACUGAGAAAAUCUCAGAAUCUUAGAAUCUUUUUAGACCAAUUUUCAGAUUAACUUGACCUGCUGUAUCUACAGUCAAAGGCAGUGAAAUUUCUUCAUGAAUUUGCUACAGCUUUUUUUCAGUUGAUUCCAGGGCCGGACUGGCUACUAAAAGGCGCAUCGGGCUUGUAGAACAAAAAUUCAACUAAAACAGGCGCCAAUAUAGGGAAAAAGCGCCAAAAUGGAAAGUCCAGGCCUGAUUGAUCCACAUAUACAAUCAAAACUGUUUAUACAAUUGAAACUAACAACGCAAGCGUGGUAAUGGCGAAACCGCAUAAAGACAUACAAACAGAUUAAAGUCAGACAAAGUCAUAAAAUUAAACAGAUUUGAUUGUACGUGUGGAUCCGUUGAAGCAGAUUCAUGCUGAAAUUUCACUGCCUUCUGACUGUUUCAUAGUAAUGAUAAAUUUCGGGUUCAGGUUCAUUGAGGUUAAGCCUCUAAAACCUUAAAUUCUGGUUCCUGUCUGAAUCACGUUGAUAUUAGGCCCUGUCCUGCCUGAACCUGAUCAGAACAUUAGCGUAGUUUUUUCGGUGGAAAUUGACGUGGUCCUCAUUUACACAAUUAUCCAAUCUAUAUUUUGAAGGAAAUUUGAAGUAGCUGAUUCAAGUCAUUCUAAACGACAAGCGUGCCACAUUACAAUAAAAUCAAAUCUAGUACUUUUUUGUUGUUUUUUUAUGAUGAAUCUCUGACUUCAUUGGCAUUAACAUAAUAUUUUGUUAUUUAUAGCGGAAUACAAUGAAGAUCUUGUCGCUUGUUUCUGUCUUCUUUAUCGACAGCAGAUGACGAACCUAAUUCUAAGUGUUACUUUCACUGAUUGUCACGAAAUCAGGACACUAAUCUAACAACCAUCAAACCAGUUGUUUCAAGGUUGAUUCAAAAUAUAGACUCGGUCAAAUUGUAUUACAUUCAAAGAGUUGUUAUACAAAGAAGUGAGUCCUAUGUUAAAUUUGCUUUGUAUAGAAUCGAAAACGAAUUAGAAGAAAAACAUGGUUUCAACAUGAAUCUGAUCCUAGUACAUACCUCAGAGAACAUCGUGCUGAGUAUCUGAAACAAAAUCGAUUUUCACCUACAACUUCGAAGAUUAUUCAUGAUAUCGUCGUUAAAGAUUUUUUUGACCCUCCUUGUUGUCAGAGUUGUUACAUUUUUCAUAUAAUUCGCUAUACAUUCACAUACAUUCAACAUGGAUGUUCCACUUUUACUAUAUCAUGUGACAUGAUCAUGUCACGCUGUAGAGGGGUAAAUCGGUGUCCUUAUACAUAUACAUAGUCACAAAAUUCGUAUGCACGACUUUCUCUGUGAUUCUCAAUUUUGUUACUAAGCCGAGAAUUAUUUGCCCAAAUCUUUUCAUUAUUUCUCAAAUCGGUUUUACUAUAUAAAAAAAUUUCUUCUCCGGUUUGGUUAAUAUAAUUUCUGAGGUCUCUGAUUGGCAGCCCAAAUGAGACAGGGAGAAAUGAAGACACACCGGAGAAUUUUCUUUUAAGGUAAAAACUAACUUUAGUCUCCAUUUUUGUCCUGAGUUCUCAGUCUUCCACCUCUUCGAUAAAAACGAAUAACCGAAAAACUAUUUGUUUCCUUCCAAGUAAUUAGACCAACAAAAUGUAAUGCACGAAUUA